AUGUGCGUCGAAAUCUGGACCAUCUCCCGGGAUCCCGACUGCCACCACAAGAUAUACCAGAACACGUUCCCCUGCCACGUCGCCCGACGAUGCGACGCCGGUGACGACAUGCUGCUCGAUAAGCCCAAGUUCCUGCCAGACCGGCCGACCAAGCUGCCGCCGGGGAUGCUGGGCUGCACGCGCCGCGUAGCGACGAGGCCGAGGGACACCAAGUGCCCGGAGUGCGCGGCGGAGGAGCGCAGGGCCAAGGCCGCGGGCGGCAGCACGGCGACGGCCUCGGCUAGCGUGGGCUCGCGCCACUCGUCGGCACAGCAAACCAAGAGCCCGUCGCCGUCGCCGUCGCCGUCGUCCAACGGCAAGGCGGCAGAGACGAUACGCCGCUCCCUGUACCUCCUCGACCAGCAACGAGCGCCAUCGCGGACCCUGAGCGCGUCUCCGGCGUCGGGCGCCUCGGAUAGCCCGGGCGAGGCGACGACUGCGAGUUCGUGA
Molecule: messenger RNA, 489 nt
Organism: Durotheca rogersii
Lineage: Eukaryota; Fungi; Ascomycota; Sordariomycetes; Xylariales; Xylariaceae
Exons: 2
Coding region: 1-489 (162 amino acids)
Source: RefSeq, a predicted model, not a curated record